UAAUACACCCUCCAAACACAGAGAAAUAAAUACAUACAGUAAUUAUGGAAGUGGUGACGAUGAUCUCAUUUGUCUCUAUCAUCUCCCUCUCGGUUUCGAUAUUAUUCGCAUUCCUUUUCGGCCUCUUCUUCAACAAUAGCAAAUCCUCGACCACCAUCGCCGCCGAUCCACUGCCGCCGGGAAAAAUGGGGUGGCCCCUUGUUGGGGAGAGCCUCCAUUUCCUAUGGGCGGGGUGGAAAGGCCACCCGGAGAAGUUUGUCUUGGACCGCAUGGCAAAGUACUCGUCCAGUGUUUUCAGAACCCACCUUGUCGGGGAGAAAGCCGCCGUUUUCGGCUGCGCAAGCGGCAACAAAUUCUUGUUCUCCAAUGAGAACAAGCUUGUGAGGGUAUGGUUCCCAAGCGGCAUCGACAGAAUAUUCCCUUCUUCCACCCGAUCUUCUUCCGAAGAAGAGGGCAUCAAAUUGAGAAGAAUGCUCCACAAUUUCUUGAAAACCGAAGCCCUUCGUCGCUACAUCGGCAAAAUGGACCAUAUGGCCCAAUUGCACUUUGCAGAGGGAUGGGAGAACAAGACACAAGUCGUAGUCCUGCCUCUCGCGAAAGACUACACCUUCCAAUUAGCUUGCAGGCUUUUUGCGAGUGUGGAGGAUCCUCAACAGGUCGAUAGAUUAUCGAAGCCUUUCAAUCUCUUGGCGUCGAGUUUGUUCGCCAUCCCCAUUGACUUGCCCGGAACACCAUUCAAUAAGGGUAUUAAGGCCUCCAAGAUUGUCAGACAAGAGCUUGUUUCCAUUAUCAAACAACGCAAAAUCGAUUUAGCCGACGGGAAAGCUUCACCCACACAAGAUAUUCUAUCGCACAUGCUUCUCACAAGCGAUGAAAAUGGCAAAUUCAUGCAGGAGUUCGACAUUGCGGAUAAGAUUUUGGGCUUGCUGAUUGGAGGCCGUGAUAGUGCCAGCGUCGCGUGCACUUUUAUCGUCAAGUAUCUCGCGGAGCUUCCUCAUAUUUACGACGGAGUCUACAAUGAACAAAUGGACAUUUUGAAAUCAAAAGCUCCAGGCGAUUCGCUCAACUGGGAAGACCUACAGAAGAUGAAAUAUUCUUGGAACGUUGCUUGUGAAGUAAUGAGACUUGCAACACCGGUCACGGGAACUUUCAGAGAAGCCAUUGCUGAUUUUUCAUACAAGGGUUACUCUAUUCCAAAGGGUUUCAAGCUAUACUGGAGCGCCACUGCAACACACAAAAACCCUGAAAUAUUUCCCGAACCGGAGAAGUUUGAUCCAUCAAGAUUUCAGGGAGCAGGGCCGGCACCGUACACAUUUGUUCCGUUCGGCGGAGGACCGAGAAUGUGCCCUGGGCUAGAGUACGCAAGAUUCGAGAUCCUCGUCUUCAUGCACCAUCUUGUCAAGAGGUUCAAGUUUGAGAAGGUCAUUCCUAAUGAUGGUAAAUUUGUUGUCGAUCCAAUGCCAAUUCCUGCCAAGGGUCUUCCUAUCCACCUCUUCCCUCAUCAAAAUUAAACCUUUACUUAAUUAUCUGAAUAUUUUUUCAUGAUAGUAAAUUUUUUUAUUCAUAUCACUAGCUCCGAUAAUUUCAGCUAUAUAUAUUUUUUAUUUUGAUUUGGUUUCUCAAAACUUUUGUUGCCUUCUUGAUGAAAUAUUGCACGAUGCCGUUGUCCUAUCGGGUGACAUUUAAA
Erythranthe guttata (spotted monkey flower) is the source of this 1687-nucleotide messenger RNA. Its product is annotated as beta-amyrin 28-monooxygenase. The record is from RefSeq and is a predicted model, not a curated record. Gene Ontology annotation, molecular function: oxidoreductase activity, acting on paired donors, with incorporation or reduction of molecular oxygen; heme binding; iron ion binding. Lineage: Eukaryota; Viridiplantae; Streptophyta; Magnoliopsida; Lamiales; Phrymaceae. Gene Ontology annotation, biological process: sterol metabolic process.